Molecule: messenger RNA, 543 nt
Organism: Aaosphaeria arxii CBS 175.79
Lineage: Eukaryota; Fungi; Ascomycota; Dothideomycetes; Pleosporales
Exons: 2
Coding region: 1-543 (180 amino acids)
Biological process (GO): mitochondrial translation
Cellular component (GO): mitochondrial large ribosomal subunit; ribosome
Molecular function (GO): structural constituent of ribosome
Source: RefSeq, a predicted model, not a curated record
AUGGAUCUACCAAGCAAAAUCGUCCGAUUCGGCACGAAGGAGAUAUAUCUUCCCAAAUUCACCGUCGCACUGAUGCGCACGCCGAAGCUCUCCCCCUACCACGCCAAAUUCCAAGUCCCGCUCAACUUCUCCAAGCUCGACCUCCGCGACUACCUCUUCCACGCGUACAACGUCCGCGCCCUGAGCAUACGCUCCUUCGUCAAGCAGGAGCCCGUCCGCGACCACGAGAGCGCCCCGCGGCAAUUCUUCCGCCCGGAGGCCAAGAAGUACAUGACGAUCGAGAUGGAUAAGCCGUUUGUGUGGCCCGCGACGCCGGAGAGCUGGGAGCCGUGGGGGAGGAAGCAGAAGAGGGCGCAGCAGGAGCAGGUCAUGGAUUCUAUGGGCGCGGAGACACCGGAGGGACAUCGGAAGGAGGGCGAGGAGUUGAGGAGACAGGCUCAGGCGGUGCUAGGGAAGAGGUCGGGCGCGCUGAAGGAGUGGGAGAAGAAGAGGAGCUCGAAAACGGGAGAUGUGGACGAGCCACAGUUCAAGAUAAAGGUGUAG